CGCCCUCACUAUAGUUCCAAAAACAACCACUGUUACUUUUUGGCACUGGUGGCUUAGGAGAAAAAGAGACUUACUAUUUCAUCGCCAUCCGUCUCGCUCACACGAUCACUUUUUCUCAAUUUUCUCGCGAUUUCCGCCAAUUUUUCCGGGGAAAUUGAAUUAUCCGGACUUAGACGGCAACGCCGCGUCGAUUGGCAUCAAAAAUUUAAAAAGUUUGCGAAAAUCCAUUUUCGGGAAAAAAGUGCGUGUAAAAUCCCCAACCGUCAAAAUUUCCGCCAGCCCUUAAUUCCGCACAAAAAGACUCCCCGGGGGCUCCGGAGCCUCCAUAAGUGCCGCAGGAGCUCCAAAAAUGCGUUUUGUGCCCAAAAAUUUGCCGGAAAAACAGGAAAGGUGCAUUUUUGGAAAAUAAUUUUUUUUAGUCCGUUAAAAUUAAAUACAACAUGAAAAAGUGGUAAGGGAUGAUCGAGUCGACGCAAAUUUGACGGAUAGUGACUAUAAAAAGAAGAAGAAGAAGAAUAUUUGACGGAGAGUGACUAUAAAAAGAAGAAGAAGAAGGAAAUUUGACAGAAAUCUUUUUAGCGGCGUCCUUCUUGAACGUUUUAUCAAAAUUGUGCCCUAAAUACCUGCAAUUUCACCCUAAAAACUCCAUAAAAUCUCGGUAAAAACCAACAAGAAUCCCCAAUAAUGGCAUACAAGCCCAUUGACUCGCGACGCGAUGACUAUCGCAAGUUCUUGGAGAGGAAUGGCGUGAUGGAGACACUCACGAAAGUGUUGUGCAAGCUAAUGCUUCAGUAUGAGAAAGACGACAACAAGGACGAUGCCAUUGACUUUAUCCGGAAGAAUUUGGGCGAUGCUGUCUACGAGAGUGAUGUGAUUACCUCACUCAGGGCACAGCUGGAGGAGAGUCGCAAGGAGAUUGAGGAUCUCAAGAGGCAGAUUCAGGAAUUGAAGGAUGGGGGAGCACCUCCGGCAAAUGAAGUUGCAGCAGCAGAGGAGGUUGCUCAGGAGAAGGUGAACUCCCCAAGGGAGGCAGAGCCCGUGGUGCCAGCGACACAGGAGGAAGUUAAGCAGUCAGAGAGCGUUGAGGCAGAGAAGAUGGACGUCUCGAGUGACCAGAAGGAGAAGGAAGAGAAGAGUGAGGAAAAUGCUGCUGAGCCAGCAACUGAGGAAGUAGCUGCGAAAGUUGAUACCCCAGCUGAGGUGAUUGCUGAAACAACUGACGCUGCAAAAGAUGAUACCCCGGCAAGUCCACCAGCUGCUGAGGCAGAAGUGCCGAAAGAUGCUCCGUCCGCCGUGGAAUCGCCUCCGUCCAAAGAGGCAGCAGCAGCCGAGGGUGAGAAGGCAUAAUUAGUGUGAGAGAGGUUUUGCCAUCCAAACUUGAAUUAUUUUCGUGAUAAUUUUUGCUCAGAUAAGCCAUUUGAAUUUUAUUUCCCGCCCCCUUCUUAUAUCCUCUAUCUAUAUGUAUAUUAUUAGUUUAAUAUUCUUGUAGUUAUUUGACCUCCCCCACUAAUGAGGGGUUGUCUCCCUUAUAUUGAUUUAUAUUUCUGAAGUAACAAACAAAUUGAUGAACUUUUAAAGAAAACUCAAAGAGCAAUAAGAGACGCUCAUUUUUUUGUCGAUACAAAAAGUAUAGAUUGAGGGAAAAAAAUUGCUCAGAAUCCGCUUUUUGCAGCGGAAUCUGCAUUCCAUAUCAAAAAAAGAGAAGAUUUAAAUAACAAAAAAAGAAUAACAUUAGUUAUUACAAUAAUAUUGUUUUAAGAAAAAUAAAGUUGAAAUCACCUCGAAAUAUCACUAUAUUUGAAGAAGAGAGAGAAAGAAAUAUAGUUGAUUUCUAUAUUAAAGAAAAGAAAAAAAGUAAAAUAAGCACAGUCUAGUCGAAUAUUGAUUAGGUGUUUUUUUAUUAGAUAUUAUAGAAAUUUUAUGAAUUUACUUUUGAAAGUAAAAACUGUCCUCUUUAGAAAUUUCAUGACUCUUUUUUUCACUUCUCUUUCAAGAAAAAAUAAAUAAAUAGCAGUGUAGAGAAAAGCACAAACACUACAGAGGUGUCUCAUGCAGCGAAAAUUCUCCGAGAAGAAUUUUGUGUACGUUGUACGAGGCACCACUGCACUGAAGUUUUGUAAAUUUGUGCCUUCUUCAGAACAAUGUAAAAUGAAUUUAUGGAAUUACACAUGAAAUAAAGAACACACAGAAAGCGUCCAAA
This is a messenger RNA of Lutzomyia longipalpis, 2200 nucleotides long. Its product is annotated as c-Myc-binding protein homolog. Lineage: Eukaryota; Metazoa; Arthropoda; Insecta; Diptera; Psychodidae. The record is from RefSeq and is a predicted model, not a curated record. Gene Ontology annotation, cellular component: nucleus. Gene Ontology annotation, biological process: regulation of DNA-templated transcription. The transcript has 2 exons. Bases 685 to 1347 code for a protein of 220 amino acids. Gene Ontology annotation, molecular function: transcription coactivator activity.